Molecule: messenger RNA, 360 nt
Organism: Knipowitschia caucasica
Lineage: Eukaryota; Metazoa; Chordata; Actinopteri; Gobiiformes; Gobiidae
Source: the annotation of a GenBank genome assembly
AUGGUCCGAACUAAAGCCGACAGCGUCCCCGGGACCUACAGAAAGGCUGUUGCAGCGUCUGCUCCCCGGAAGUCCCUCGGUGCCAGUUCCUCCAAUGCUGGGUCUUCGAGCAGCAGUUGCUCUACUCCAGCGAAGGGCAAAUAUGCAGGCGGUAACCCAGUGUGCCCGCGGCCCACCCCCGACUGGCAGAAGGGCAUCGGGGACUUCUUUGGGGGUCCACCUCGCAAACCUGAGAAAGAAAAGGAGAAGGAGAACCUGAAGCCUUCUGUGGAGGACGAGGAGGAGGCGGGAGGCAGCGGUGUGUCAAAGUCCAGCAGGAAAUCCAGACCGCUCAUAGUGGACGAUGAAGAGGAGGAUUGA